AUGUCUUCAUCACAGAAAAUUCUGCUCGUCCUCGGGGCCGGGAAAAAUAUUGGCCAAAGUGUGGCGAAAAAGUUCAAGGAUGCAGGUUACAAAGUAGCCCUGGUAUCUCGCUCAGCGCAUGAUAAGUACGCACCCGAGACGGGUUAUUUGGAAUUGCGUGGCGACCUCGCCAAUUCUGCUUCCAUCCCUGGGAUAUUUGAGGAUAUCAAAGCCGCAUUCGGCGGCUCGCCCAACGUCGUCGUUUACAACGCCGCAGCCUUAACCCCGCCUGACGACCCUUCCAACUUUUUCUCUAUUCCCACCAGGUCCUUCGAGUCCGAUCUCACGGUAAUGAAUACGAGCGCAUUCGUCGCGGCCCGCGAAGCUAUAGCUGGCUUUGAAACACUUGGAUCAGACACGCGCAAGUCAUUCAUUUACACUGGCACUCGUCUCGCGGCAGUCACCUCGCCUUGGCCCCUUUUUGCCACCCUCGGCACGGGCAAAAGCGCAGCUAGCUAUUGGAUAGGCUCAGCGUCGGAAUUCUUCAAUAAAAAGGAGUAUAAAUUUUACUACGCGGAUGAGCGUACUAGCGACGGUCACGGUGUCAGCCUAGAGGCGCUCUCUGGUGAAGAAGCAGCUAAAUUCUAUCUCGAUUUGGCCGAGGGCAAGCAGAAUCCGCCAUGGUAUGCAACAUUUGUUCGCGGAAAGGGAUACGUUUACUUCCCCGAGUCCAGUCGCAUUUAG
Messenger RNA from Metarhizium robertsii ARSEF 23, 723 nucleotides. Its product is annotated as NAD(P)-binding domain protein. Bases 1 to 723 code for a protein of 240 amino acids. The transcript has 2 exons. NCBI's taxonomy places the organism in Eukaryota, Fungi, Ascomycota, Sordariomycetes, Hypocreales, Clavicipitaceae. The record is from RefSeq and is a predicted model, not a curated record.